This is a messenger RNA of Blastocystis hominis, 396 nucleotides long. RefSeq lists its product as hypothetical. Bases 1 to 396 code for a protein of 131 amino acids. Gene Ontology annotation, biological process: translational initiation; formation of translation preinitiation complex; formation of cytoplasmic translation initiation complex. NCBI's taxonomy places the organism in Eukaryota, Bigyra, Opalinata, Blastocystidae. Gene Ontology annotation, molecular function: mRNA binding; translation initiation factor binding; translation initiation factor activity. The record is from RefSeq and is a predicted model, not a curated record. The transcript has a single exon. Gene Ontology annotation, cellular component: eukaryotic translation initiation factor 2 complex.
AUGAUGUCUGCUCCUCAUGUUGCUCGUGUCGGAACCACCAAGACUUGCUGGGUCAAUUUUGUGGAUCACUGCAACAAGAUGAAUCGCGAUUACAAACAUGUGCUUAGCUUCGUUCUGAGUGAGUUGGGAACGGACGGUUCGCUCGAUGGAAAGAACCAGCUCGUUAUCAAGGGUAAAUACACUAGCAAGAAGCUUGAAUCUAUUCUGAAGAAGUACAUCGGCAUGUACGUCGCCUGUAACGAUUGCCGUUCUCCGAACACGGUUCUGGAAAGAGACCACAUCAACAAGCUCUACUUUGUUAUUUGCAAGAGCUGUGGCAGCAAGCGUUCGGUCGCUGCGAUUAAGACUGGUUACCAUGCGGUGAAGAAGGGAGAGAGAUACAAGAAUAGACAAUAA